AUUCAUUGAUUUUACCUGUCAAAAUACUGGACGCCCGUGGUAAACAUGGCUCGGAAAGUCUUUUUAUUUUGGGUAAUAUACAUCUAGCAGGAUCCAUCAUCAUGAAUUAAAAUAUGCAAGUCAAAAUUGGCAAUUGAACCGAGUUAUUGAUUCUGAAGGCGCAAUAUCCUUUAGUUAUAUUCUACCGUGACUGUUACCACAUCCAAUCAGAAUGACAUAAAGUGGAUUAAAGAAGGAAUGUGUUUAUUAUCGUUAAGAAAAAUGUGCCAAAGUUGGAGAAAUAUCUGUUGAAACACAGCAUCUUGUAUGCCUUAAAGACUUCCGGGAAAGUCAUAAUUUAUUGCUGGGACCGUGCCGAAUCAAAUAAAAAUGAAUAAGAAGGAAUACCUUUGCCCACGCUUGCUAGACUACAUCCUAAUAGUCGGGGCUCGCCGUCCAAAUAACAACAAUGAUGUCGCACAGACACCUGAACUCCUGCGACGCUUUCCUCGGGAAGACCAUGAGGACUUCCCACUUCCAAAAGACGUUGUUUACUUUUGCCAACCAGAGGGCUGUCUGACGGUUGGCCAGAAACGUUUCAGCAUGAGAGAGAACACAUCGUUUGUGUUCACACUCACAGAAAAGGACACAGCACGUAUUAGGUUCGGAGUUUGCGUGAACUUUUACAGACCGUUCAAAGUCUCUGAGCGCAAAUCGAGCAGUUCAUCAGAAAAGAGGGAAAAGUCGCUCCUGAGUACUCGGCAGCACUCGAGCAGUAGCAAUGAUACACUGAACAUUCCCGAUGAUGGCACGGACAUACACAAAUCGCCUAGAACUCGUAGAAGGCUCAAACAGGCGAAGAAGAUCCGUAAUAACUCGUUAACGUCGCUUUGUAUUUUGAGUCACCACCCAUUCAUAUCAACGUUUAGGGAGUGUCUCUUUAUCUUGAGGAAACUAAUAGAUUCAUGUAAUGAAAGGACAAGCAGUCGGAAGGUUGGAGGAUCAAGAUCAUCACUCAGAGAUUCCGUGUGGGGUGUAUUGACUGGUAUCUGCGGCGAUAUCCCCCCUCUGGUCAAACACGAUGUCCGACAGAUUGAGACCUGGAUGCUCCGCCUCCUUAGCGCCCCCGUCCCGGUCCCAGGCAAGACCAGGGUUGAGAUCGAGAUCCUGGAAUCCCAGCCGUCCCUGGUCUUUGCCCUCCCCGACCACACCCGAUUCUCCCUGGCGGACUUCCCCCUGCAUCUCCCACUGGAACUUCUUGGUGUGGAUACGUGUCUCAGUGUGCUAACUCUUAUCAUGCUGGAGAAUAAGGUGGUACUCCAGUCACGUGAUUACAAUGCCCUGUCAAUGAGUGUGAUGGCAUUUGUCGCAAUGAUCUACCCACUGGAGUACAUGUUUCCAGUUAUCCCACUUUUACCAACUUGUAUGGGAUCAGCAGAGCAGUUAUUGCUGGCACCUACACCAUUCAUCAUUGGUGUGCCAGCUAGCUUCUUUCGCUACAAACCUUCAUUCAAGCUUCCUGAUGAUGUUUGGAUGGUGGAUCUGGACACUAAUAAGAUCACUGUAGCAGGCAGGGCUGGCCACAUUCCUGCUUUUCCCGAACCAGAGGGCAGUGACCUCAAGAGACACCUCAGACAGGCUUUAGCCAGUAUGAGCCUCAACCCUCCGCCAAUCAAAGACUUCGACAAGGCCAGCUCCAGGGAAUUCGAGGCAAUCAGCAAGCAUCGCUCCGCCCUCACCGGCGAAACAGACUUCAAGCCGUUCGUCUACGGGAACGACGUCGAUGCCGUGGACGUCGCCACCAGGGUCGCAAUGGCCAAGUUCUUGAAUGGGGCCAAUGUUCUCGGGAACCUGACGGAACACACCAGGACCCUGAGACUGUAUCCUAGACCUGUGGUCGCGUUCCAGGUCCAGACCUUCCUCUGCUCAAGACCAAAUCGAUCGGCAUUCACGGAUCAACUCGCAAGCAGCCAGGCUGUGGAAUACUUUGGAGAGUGCAGCCUCAACCCUAUGAAUGUGACGUUUCUGAGAAUACAGACUGGGGUAUAUGACCCUCAUCUUAUUGGAGACAAGUCUAAAUGGUUCAGGGAACAGCUUCAGCCAAUAGAAUUUAAGGUCCAGUUUGAGAACUGCACCCUGGGAGCAGCCCUCUCCAGCGCCUCCGAGGGGGGUUCCGACUCCUCCAACCCGACGGACGAGAGCGGGGAGGAGAGCGAGAGGGAGGACGGGGGAGGGAGCUCGUCAUCGUCAUACUCAUCGUUGGACGAGUUUGUGGUUGACAUGAUGAACAGUGAUAUCAAAGGGGACGUACAAGAUCCAGACAAACCGGACCAGAUUAGUGAGAUCGACGAACACUCGAUCUACCGUCCUCCUGACUCGCUCCAGCUCCCUCCUGACAUGGUCCAGAGCGAUAACAACCAAUUCGCUGAUAGCGAUUCAUCCAGCAGCCAGGAUAAUCCAACGUCACCCGAUUCUUCGGACGAGGAGUUGCCUCUUAGCGUUCGGAUGCGCAUUGCCCAGAAUAUGUCAAUGUCCGGUAUUGACACGGAUCAAGAUUUGGACAGCAGCGUUUACGACUCUGACAAUAUGUACGCGAUGACGAAGCAGAAUCGCAGAGACUCCAACGACGUCGACUCAGAGGCUGGCUCGAGAGGGGGGCGAACCUCGCCAACUUUCAUGGACAAGUUCAAUUCACUUUUCAGGUCGGAUUCUUCAGACUCUUCGGCUCCGACCACGCCCACCAAGACCAAGCCCAAGCCCUCCAUCCUCAGAGGCAUCAUGGACCUAGCCCUGGAGACGGCCAAGGAACCCAUCGGGUCACCGACGUCCCUCAGCAGCCUGGACCCCAAUGGUUACUCCCCCAGUGUCAAGUCGGACCCGGGCCCCAACAGGAGUAGGAUGGGGUCCGGGAUGGGAUUGCCGACCAGGAAAAAGAAGACCUCCUCGCCGCUCACAAGAGAUACAAGGAGGUCACUUGUGGAAAGGACAUCUCUCAUCAGACAUCACUCUACCAAGAAACCCGAGAAACGCUCUUCACUUACCAGUGAAAGACCCAACAGCGAGGACCAGCUUUUCUUGAAGGAGAUUGUCAGGGGAGUGUUGGAAGGGAACAAUGUUGGCUGGCUGAACUGGUCACGACUCAAACGCCUCAUGCAGAAUGAGAACCUCAGGGCGCAAGUGAUCAGCCAGCUCUACCCACAAGACUCGGCUGUCACGGGAGACUACAUUGAAGAUGUGAAAGUGAACAAAGCUGUUUACAAGGGCUUGUGCUCCGUCCUGAAGGCCGUCCUCGCCGGCCUGGAGUACUCCUUCGAUAACCACACCGCCGGUGGCAUGGCCAGCGCCUUCGCACUCCUGGAGAUCGCCAGCACGCACUACUUCGGCAAGGAGCCCGAGCUGAACCAGAAAGGGGAAGGGCGCCACCGCGGGGGCAGCCUGAAGUCCGGAGCACCUCAUGGUCAGUAUGCCUUGGACGAGCUGUUGUCGCAGCAGCAAGGAGGGCAUCAUCAUCCCGGUGGUGGUGUUGGUGGUGGUGGUGGAGGUGGCGGGAUGUUAACAAUUGCUUCAAGGCCCUCAGAGUCUCAUAGCUUGAAUGAGGAUAACUUCAUAGCGGCCAUAGAGAGCUGGCAGAAGAGUGAGUCGAUCAGUAGCUGCAGUACAAGCACUGAGGAGGGAGGUGUAAAAGUUCACUCCUCCAGCCUGGAAGACAACCGCAACGACAGCGCCUACGAGCUCAUCGACGAGUCGGAGAUCCCCAUCGGGAGCAGCACGGGGGCCGGUGUCCACGGAGCAGUCGGGAUAGCCGCGGGGAUCGCGGUGACAGACGAAGGUGUUAUUGGAACAAAGCUGGACAUGACACCGCUUACUGGAGUAAAUAGGAACACAAACCAACAGAUAGAGCCAUCACCUAGCAACCACAACCACCAGAGUAGUGAUUGUGGGGAAGACGGCAUCCAAUCCGAGCUCAAGGAUAUCACCAAUAAUAAUCUGUACAAUACAGGGGAGUCUGCAAUAACAUUUAUAGCACCGCCUAGCAGCACCGAAAGCCCCGACAUCCGAGACCUGAUGGACACGCCCACCCAUCGGCGGAGCAAGCUGGUGGAGAAACUCUCCAGCAUGGACUCAGAGCUCUCCGAGGCCAGCACCCUGGUUAGCUUCAACUCCUCCGACACCCUGGGCAACGACAGCGACACCAGCUCCACCAGCGGCAUCGACGUCCGGAGCAGGAGGUCGAGGAUAGCCCACCAUUCGAUCAGGCCGGUUAUGUCGGAUACGGAGGUGGAGUUGAACGGGUCAUCCAUGACCCUGUCCAAACGCAAUACACCCGCCCGUUGGUCUAUGAAGAGUCGCAAGUCGGCCGGCUUCCGUUACCAUGGCGGCGACAUGAUAGCGACCGACUCCGACACUUCAGAAGUGAUACUCAGGAGAUAUGUCUUUGAAGCUUUUGUGGUGAAAGAUCGGUCGCCAUUGUGGGAUCAGCCGUUAUUCUGGGAGGAUUCCUUCCUGGAUGCCGUUGCUGCGGAGAGGGACGCUGUCGGGUUAGAUCAGGGACCAGCCGAGAUGAUACACAGGUAUGAGUCACUCAGCCCAGAGGAAAGAAAGCGAUUGGAAGAAGAUGAGGAUAAACUCUUAUCUGACAUGCUUUACAACAUGACUGCAUACAUGAUCGAGAUGGAGGUGCCCAAGAUAGAGAUCAAACGACGAAUCAGACGUCUGCUUGGAAGGUCACACGUUGGCCUACUUUACAGCCAAGAUGUCAACGACCUUUUGGACCAAAUAAAUAACUUGUAUGGUAAUGACAUUGACCUGAAACCAGCUGGGAGCCGUCAGAUGAGAAAACACAGCUUCGUAGUCCAUGCUGGAUCUGAUAAUAAAGGAGAUGUGCUCUUCAUGGAGGUGUGCGAUGACUGUGUAAUAAUCCGAUCAGGUAAUGGUGCUGUGUGCGAUAGAUGCUGGUACGAGAGGCUAAUAAACAUGACCUACUGCCCUAAAACCAAAGUAUUGUGUCUAUGGAGGAAGGUUACAAAUACCACCAAGCUGGAUAAAUUCUAUACGAAAAAGUGUCGAGAGCUUUAUUUCUGCAUCAAAGAGAGCAUGGAGAAAGCAGCUUCAAGGCAGAAGAAUGGUAUGACUGCAGAACCUGAGCUGGGUGGCGAGUUUCCUAUCCAAGACGUGAAAACAGGAGAAGGUGGUCUACUCCAAGUCACAAUGGAAGGGGUUGGACUCAAGUUCCCCCAGUCAAAGGCGUUUAUUGAACUAAAGGACAUCAAAGAAUAUAAAACCAAGAAGGACAUCUUCAUGCUUGUAGAGUGCAAUCCUCAGCAGAAGAAUGUCACCCGCCACAAGUUCCGUUCAGCCAUGGCUCACGAUAUCGGUUAUGCAAUGCUAUGCGUCUUCUCUUACCUGGCUGCUGCGAAGAACUCCGAGACGAUCACACGCAAGGAACUCGAAGCUCGGAUGGCAGGACGCAAGCGCGAGUUCAUGCAAAGUUAAAGGUGACGUAUCGUCAUAACCUGAUCCAGUCUAACUCAGUAAAACAAGGAUUUUGUUUUUAAAGGACAGAACAGCCCUCCUUUGCUGAAAUACUUUAUAGCACCCUUGAUAUUAUGCAAGUCCCUGUUGACACUUAAUCAUGAUGUAUGGACUGUCGGAUUAUAAAACUAGCCCAGGACAUCUGGCUAAAGUGAAUAGGACUUUGUUCAAUUAAAUGUCACUUGUCACAUGUUUUACAGGUCUCGAUUAUGGUUCAGAUUCUGAAGAGGGCUGGGAUAAAGGUUGAAAUGUGUAAUAGGUCUGGAAUAUGGUCCAAAUCAGAAAGAGAUCUGGGACAUGGUCCUAAUCUGACUAAGGUCUGGAAUAUAUGUAUGGUCCAAAAAUCUAGAAUAUUGUUCAAAUGUUUUUCAGGACUGGAAUGUGGUCCUAAUAGAGGUCUGAAAUAAAUGCCUUCCCAAACGAUAUCAGCUCAUAGACUCUGUUUCAAAGCAUAGUUAUUGUAGUACUGAGUGGUAGAUAACUAGAACAUCGCUAGAUAUUUUUCAACAUGCAGUCAGCAGUCUGCAUAUUUACUCAAUCUGACUGAAUAUAAUCAGACUUGCCUAGAUAAUUUUCAAGUGAUGCCAAGUUUUUACUCAAUAUUCAUCAAGCAGCCAUUAACUAUUAACUACAUUUGAACAAGGAAAGAUAUUCAUGAAUUAGUAAUGGAGAUAGGGUGUAAUUGCUUUCAAAGUAAUACAAAUUUAUACUCAUCUUUGAACAAAUAUUUGCAAUGAGAUAAGGCAGUAUUUGUGAAUCGAUAGUUAAAGGACCUCAUUUCAAUGUCAUCCAUCUAAGCAUAUAAUCAAACUGUCUGAACGGGCCUAAACAAAACGUUAUUUUCAAUGAUGGUAAUUUGUGCUAUGCAUUCAUUUAAAUUUACUGAUUUAUCACGACCUGUAUUCCUGGUGAUGAAAUUUCAGCGAAAACUUAGGUUUUCACUCCAAAGUGGUGGGUAUAUUGUCCCACUAUUCCCCUGAUAUUCAAAUAACUUUAUAGUGGAGUUCAUUCAAGACCUUUGUAUUCUCUUAGGUAGGGGUUGAGACUCAUGAUGCAUGAUCCAAUACAGAGCUGCCAAGUAGUACUGAUUUUCAGUAUUUAGUACUGAAAAGUGAGAAGAAUACUGAUAUGUAA
Lytechinus variegatus (green sea urchin) is the source of this 6645-nucleotide messenger RNA. RefSeq names its product MAP kinase-activating death domain protein-like (gene madd). The record is from RefSeq and is a predicted model, not a curated record. Lineage: Eukaryota; Metazoa; Echinodermata; Echinoidea; Temnopleuroida; Toxopneustidae. Gene Ontology annotation, molecular function: guanyl-nucleotide exchange factor activity. Bases 370 to 5472 code for a protein of 1700 amino acids. Gene Ontology annotation, biological process: regulation of Rab protein signal transduction; regulation of apoptotic process. The transcript has 32 exons. Gene Ontology annotation, cellular component: cytosol.